AUGGCCAUCGAAUCUCCACGGCCGGCACCUAGACUUGGAGGCGAUGGCUAUGAUGAGGGAGCUCCGCUGCAGAGUGCCGUGCAACGAGAAGCACCAGCCGUCAAGCUUCGGCUUCGGGCUCCCUUCGUGGAGGAUGCCCCAGAGGCUGUGCCGCUGUGUCACUACCAACCCUUCCAACCCUUCCAAUCUUCGACCUUCACCUCGCUGGGCGACGCCAUGGUGAUCAAGAGCCACAUCAAAAAGCUGAAACCGUACCAGCCACCCUUGGAGGGUCGGAAUCCGCAGAAGUACAUGUUGUUGGAGCCUAACCUGUGA
Cladocopium goreaui is the source of this 315-nucleotide messenger RNA. Lineage: Eukaryota; Dinophyceae; Suessiales; Symbiodiniaceae. The record is from the annotation of a GenBank genome assembly.